Messenger RNA from Stegodyphus dumicola, 2031 nucleotides. RefSeq names its product methylcrotonoyl-CoA carboxylase beta chain, mitochondrial-like. The record is from RefSeq and is a predicted model, not a curated record. NCBI's taxonomy places the organism in Eukaryota, Metazoa, Arthropoda, Arachnida, Araneae, Eresidae. Gene Ontology annotation, biological process: L-leucine catabolic process. Gene Ontology annotation, cellular component: mitochondrion; methylcrotonoyl-CoA carboxylase complex. Gene Ontology annotation, molecular function: methylcrotonoyl-CoA carboxylase activity.
AAAAAGAAGUAGCAAGUGUGACAGAGGGAAUUUUGUAUUGUACGAUAUCUGUGGAGAAUAUGAAAAUUUAUUGAAGGCGUAUUUUGCUUCCAUAAAUUUAAAAAUUAAGAUCUUUUUCUAAAAAUUCCUGGGCAAUCCGUAAUUUAAAAAAGUGAGCUGUCUAAAAGAUUAUAUUUUGAAUUUUUAUCAGCAGGUCGAUUUGCUGAUGGUAGGAUCCAGUGAAAUUACUUACUGACUGGAAACUUCAGUUAAUGUAAACUUAAAAAGGCUGUUUUCAGAGGGAGCAGUAUGAUCCUUAAACACUUUUCAGCUCUGAAACUAAGUAUUCAAGAAAGUUAUUUUUAUAGAGCUGCGAGUUUUAAGGCUCUGAAAUAUGACUUACAGGAGGAGGACGUUAUAGAAAAUGCAAAAACACGGUCAGCUGAAGCUGCCCAUGCUUUGAAGGUUUUAUCAGAAUAUGCCAGAGCUGGAGGAGGUCCAAGAGGAAUACAUAGACAUACGGUUGUUAAUAAAAAAUUAUUAGUUCGUGAUCGCCUGAAAUUGCUAUUUGAUCCAGAUUCUCCCUUUCUGGAAAUUGGUCUUUUUGCUGGGAUGUCUAUGGAUUACGGCCAUAUACCAGCUGCUGGCAGUGUUGCAGGUAUUGGCAAAAUUCAUGGUCAUUUUUGUAUUGUUGGGGCAAAUGAUGCCACUGUUAAAGGAGGUGCAUUCUUUCCCAUUUCAAUCGUAAAACAAAUUAGAGUUCAGCAACUGUCCUACCUCAAUAGAUUGCCAUGCAUAUAUUUGGUAGAUAGUGCAGGAGCUUAUUUACCACUGCAGGCUGAUAUAUUUCCAGAUAAAGAACAUGGAGGAAGAACCUUUUACAAUGAAGCUGUUCUUUCAUCCUUAGGCAUUCCACAAAUUGCAGUUGUUUGUGGAAGUUCAACUGCUGGAGGAGCAUAUUGCCCAACUAUGGCAGAAGAAGCUAUAAUUGUGAAAAAAUCUGGUGUAGUGUUUCUUGGUGGUCCACCAUUAGUAAAAGCUGCCACUGGAGAAAUAGUUUCUGAGCAAGAUCUUGGUGGAGCUGAUAUGCAUUGCAGUAUAAGCGGCUGCACGGAUUAUUAUGCUGAGGAUGAAGAAGAGGCCUUUAUGAUGUGUAGAGAAUCAGUACUGACUCUGAAUUUGCCACAGUGCUCACAGAUAACCUAUCAAGAGCCAUUAUAUUCAUCUAAAGAUUUAACUAUUAUCUCUGGAAAAGAAACUUUGUGUAGAGAAGAUAUGUAUGUGAUUUUAUCUAGAAUUUUAGAUGGAAGUAUGUUUAAAGAAUUCAAAGCAAAAUUUGGCAUCAAUUUAAUAACUGGAUUUGGCUAUAUACAUGGGAUGCUUGUUGGUAUUCUUGCAAACUGCAAUGCUUUGACAUUUGAAGAUGCACAGAAAGGAACACAUAUGAUACAACUCUGUGAAAAACGAAACAUACCACUGAUCUUUUUGCAAAAUUCAGGGUGUUUUAAAGAUGGCAAUCAUUCACAUGCUAUUUCUCAUGAUUCUCUUCUCAAAGACAGAGCUAAGAUGGUUGCAGCCCAUUCUUCUGCAGCAGUUCCUAAGAUAACUCUUUGUAUUAAUGGCUGUUUUGAGGAUGACAAUUUUACAAUGUGUGGCUGGCCAUUUUCUCCUAAUUUCUUUUUUGCAUGGCCUUUAGCUCAUAUUUCUUCAUCUAGAAAGACUGUUGAAAAAGCUGUAGCAACUGAAAACAACAUUUUAAAAGAGUUAAGCUCAACAGAAAACAUGAAUGAGUUCGAAACACUGUUUGAGAAUCAUACAAGUGCUUUUUAUCAUGCUUCAGUUAUGAAAUCUGAUGGAAUUAUCUCUCCCCAAGAUACAAGAGAAGUUUUAGCUCUGUGUCUGAAAAUAGUUCCCAACUCAAACAAUUCAUCACUGGCAAAACAUUUACCAGUAUUUCGUAUGUGAAAUUAUUUUCUAAUGUAUACAGGAAUUAUUGCACCAGUUAUCUGUUAAACUGGCACAUUACACACUUUAAUAAAUUUUACAAAUCCA